CAGCCGCGUGGAGGCGCCCGGCUGAGGUUAGGGUGACCUUUGAGGAUGUCGCCGUGUAUUUCUCCAGGACAGAAUGGAGCCUCCUUGAGGAGGCUCAGAAACGCCUGUACCUACAUGUGAUGCUGGAGAACUUUGCCCUUAUUUCCUCACUGGGUUGCUGCUGUGGAGUAGUGGAUGCGGAAGAUCCCACUGAGGAGAACCUUCCUGUAAGAAUGUCUCAGGCAAAGAAUCCCAAGGAAGCUUUGUCUUCCCAGAAGAGCCAUCCCUGUGAGAGUUGUGAGUGUGUCUUGAGAGGCAUUUUUCACUUGGUUGACCAGCAGGGAACACAGCAGAGACAGAAACUGCUGAGGUGUGGAGCAUGUGCAAAACAAUUUUAUUUCAUUGCAAAGCAUCACCAGCACCAGGAGCAGCACUCGAGAGAGAAGCCUUUCGCACGAGGUGUGGACAGGGCCUCACUUGUGAAGGGCUGCAAUUUCAAUGUGUCCAAAAAGAAUUUUACCUGCAGGGAGCUUGAGCAGAAUGUUUUUACCAACUCAGGACAUACCCAACAACAGGCUACACAGCCCAGGAAAAGAGCAAAUGAAACGUCAACAUCUGGGGAGGAUUGUCAAAGGAGAAAACUUCAUCACACAAGAAAAGAAUGUAAGAAAGCCAUUGGCUGCAAACACACACUUCUUCCAGAUCAAGCUGUUCAAUCUAAACGACGGUGUUAUGCAUGCCAUGAAUGUGAAAAAUGUUUUCUAGGAAUCUCUGGUCUUCGUUAUCAUCAGAAAGUUCACACAGGUGAAAAGCCAUAUGAGUGCAGUGAAUGUGGGAAAUCUUUUACCAGUGGCUCUGCCCUUCGUAAACAUCACAGAGUUCACACUGGAGAAAGGCCUUACGAGUGUGGUGAAUGUGGGAAAUCUUUUACCAGUAGCUCUGCCCUCCAUAAACACCAGAGAGUUCACACUGGAGAAAGGCCUUAUGAGUGUGGUGCAUGUGGGAAAUGUUUUACUAGUAGCUCUGACCUCCUUUAUCAUCAGAGAGUUCACACUGGAGAAAGACCUUAUGAGUGCCGUGUAUGUGGGAAAUCUUUUACCUGGAGCUCUGACCUCCGUAAACAUCACAGAGUUCACACUGGAGAAAGACCUUAUGAGUGUGGUGAAUGUGGGAAAUCUUUUACCAGUAGUUCUGCCCUCUGUUAUCAUCAGAGAGUUCACAAAGGAGAAAGGCCUUAUGAGUGCAGUGAAUGUGGGAAAUCUUUCACUAAUAGUUCUGCCCUCCGUAAACAUCACAGAGUUCACACUGGAGAAAGGCCUUACGAGUGCAGUGAAUGUGGGAAAUCUUACAUCAGUAGUUCUGCCCUCUAUAAUCAUCGGAAAGUUCAUACUGGAGAAAGGCCUUAUGAGUGUGGUGAAUGUGGGAAAUCUUUUACCAGUAAUUCUGCCCUCCGUAAACAUCACAGAGUUCACACUGGAGAAAGGCCUUUUCAGUGUGGUGAAUGUGGAAAAUCUUUUACCAGUAGCUCUGACCUCCGUAAACAUUACAGAGUUCACACUGGAGAAAGGCCUUAUGAGUGCAGCGAAUGUGGGAAAUCCUAUUUCAGUAGCUCUGCCCUCUACUAUCAUCAGAGAAUUCAUACUGGAGAAAGGCCUUAUGAAUGUGGUGAAUGUGGGAAAUCUUUUACCAGUAGUUCUGCCCUCCGUUACCAUCACAGAGUUCACACUGGAGAAAAGCCUUAUGAGUGCACUGAAUGUGGGAAGUCCUUUGCAUGUAGCUGUCACCUCUGUUAGCAUCAGAGAGUUAACACAGAACUAAAGCCUUAUGAGUGCAGUGAAUGUGGGAAAGCAUCUGUAACAUAAAUCUUCAUUGCCAUCAGAGUUCACAUAGCAGAAUGGCCUUAUGGCUACAGGGAAUGUGAGAGUUUGUUUUUUAUAAGUACAUUUUAUUAUCAUCAGAGAGUUCACCCAGGGGAAUGGCCUUACGCCUGUAGUGAAUGUGGGAAGUCUUACCAGUAGCCAUGGCUGUCAUUGUUCAGAGAGUUCACAAUGACUAAGUUCUUAUAUGUUAAGGAAAUUUGGGAAACCUUUUAUUUUCUAGUCAUUUCCUUUGUUAUCUUCUGAGAGCUGACACAGGAAAAAAGAUUUAUGUAUGCAGGCAGUAUGAGAAAUAUUUUUCUUGUAGCACUAAGCUCCAUUCAGAGAUUUAACUCUGGUGAAAGGCCUAAUGAGUACAGUGGAUAUGGGAAAUUCUUUUUCUAUUCUUAAUCCUGUGAUCCGGGAGUUCACUCUGGAGUUUGGUCUUACGUAGACAUAAAACGUGGGAAAUUUCUAACCUCAUAGGCAUCACCACCUUAAACAUACUUCACACUGGAUAAAGGCUGUGAGUGUGACAUAAAUGUAGGAAAUCGUUAACCAUAAAUCUGUACCUUUUUGAAAUUGGAGAGUUCUCAUUUUAAAUGGAUAGGUUUUAGGAAUUUUUUUCCCCCCCAGUAUAAUGACACUUAAGAAAACUUGCUGAGGAAACAGUGACUUUAAUCUUUUACCAGUGUUCUCGGUGCAGGCCUGUGUCAUCAGUUUAACAUUAUGUUUCCAAGAACCUAACAAAGUAUGAUUAAACUAAUGGUGUCUUUAUGCAUUCUUUUUGAACCUUUUUUAAAAUCCUCCGAGAACAUUUUAUUUCACUGAUUUAGAGAGAGAGGAAGGAAGGGAGAGAAACAUUGAUUGGUUGUGUGCCCAGACUGGGGAUCACAUUCAUAACCUAGUUAUGGCCCUGACAAAGAAUCAAACCCGCAACCUUUCAUCUUUCAGAUAAUGCUCCAACCGAGUCACAGUGGCUGGGGCCCUUUAUGCAUUUCCAUUCUUACUAUGAGGGUUGCAUUUCCCUACUCUAGCAAAAUCUUGAGUUCAAUUUUUAUUAAUUUUAGCUCUUUCCCUGAGUGUGCUGUACUCUGUUGUUUUAGUUGUGUUUCCAUAAGGAUUCAUAAUGAGCAUUUUUGCAGGAGUGUAUGUACUAUUGAUGUGUUUUUAGUUAAAUGUGUGCUCACAUAACUUUCCUACUCCUUCAUGAUUUGGGCUACUCUGUAACAAAUAGGACAGUGAAACAGCAAAGAUAUAUGUUGCAAUGUCACCCACUUUCACUCCUUGAAUAAGUAAUUUUUGCUUUUUGGAAUUAAUUGGUUUUAAUAGUGGAAAAUAAUUACCUAAUUAUUGGGAUUUUUUUGUACACAAUGUAAUAGGUACGUAUCAUAAACUUUAAAUAAUA
Pteronotus mesoamericanus is the source of this 3243-nucleotide messenger RNA. Its product is annotated as zinc finger protein 418-like. Gene Ontology annotation, cellular component: nucleus. The coding region runs from base 120 to 1772 and encodes 550 amino acids. NCBI's taxonomy places the organism in Eukaryota, Metazoa, Chordata, Mammalia, Chiroptera, Mormoopidae. Gene Ontology annotation, biological process: regulation of gene expression. The record is from RefSeq and is a predicted model, not a curated record. The transcript is spliced from 3 exons.